This is a messenger RNA of Vitrella brassicaformis, 6177 nucleotides long. The record is from the annotation of a GenBank genome assembly. Lineage: Eukaryota; Vitrellaceae.
CUCUCUCCUUAGCUGCGAUGUCUGUGGUCGUCAAUGAGCCCUUUGAGUUGGCUUUCAAGAGCGCCGAAGGCUAGUAGAGCUCGCACGAUCUGAUUCAGGCCACACAGUCGCGGGAUCCCUUUGUGGCACCCUGACUGAAGUCACUUUCGUCUGUCUGCUGUCUGUCUGCCUUGUCGCAUGAGAGACACACAUUCCCCCCAGACGCACACACGCGGCCGCCACAGACAGACAGACAGACACUCAGAAGUAGAGACAACACACAUACGUAGAUAGAGCAGAUCAAAAGAGCUCGAGCAAAAGACGCACACACACACAUACACAGGAGUGUCUCACACACCCGCAGCCUUCCUUCUACUAAUUGUAUGAGCAACAUACCAGCUCCCUCCCUAAGGGACACACGAAGACUCGCACACCGCACACAGGGGGAGACAGACGGCCAGCAGCGACAGCAGCAGCAGCAGCAGGUGCAAUAGUAUAUGUGGAAUUACGGUGCGCACGAAAAUGUUUACAUGAAUCGCCGCCAGCAAUGAUGAUGAGAUGAUAUGAUGAUGAUAUGGAGCGAUGAGCAUUAUGGAUACUCACACACGCGGACACGACGGACAGACAGACAGACAGGCAGACAGACAAACAGAGAGGCUGGCGAAGAGCCAGACAGACAGACAGACAGACAGACAGACAAGGCCCGAGGGAAGAAACGAAGGCAGGCACACAGAGUGGCAGGAGAGUGAAUGGGGAUAUACUCUACAUCAUAGCAGCAGGAAGUGAGGUAGACAACAGGGAGGAAGGGAGGGGAGGAGGGAAGGAGAGGAAGGUGCACCACAUUGACAAAACACUGGAGGGCACGACACAGACACGCAAACAUACACACAGGCCGACAUACAUAAACAGACAGCCAUGCACACCUACACACACCCAUCCAUCAGACACCCACACGUGACGUGUCUGCCUGUGUGUCGGGAAGGCAGUCGUAUCUUACUCAUCCAUCCAUCCCUCCAUCCCUCCAGACGCCCCCCGCCCCCAUUUCAGUCAGACGUCUGAUUAGUUCAAACAACACACACUUGAAAAAACCACUUUUGCUUCACAUCAAUUCUCGUGUUUCCUGCCUGCCUGCCUGCCUGCCAUCCCCCAUGGGUGAUUUGUCCGGCCGUGUGGGGCAUACACAGCAGCUGCACCACAGAAUGGGAGCUGUGGUCUCCUUUGGCACAGCUCGUCUGUGUGGCAGCUGCUGCAUAGGCGCCGCACACGGACCGACAGAUCGAUGGAUGGAGGGCCAGCCGUGCGAACAAAGUGAUCUGAUUAUUGCUCCCUCCCUCCCUCCCUCCCUCUCUCCAGCCCCACCCUACCCUGCCCCUUCCUCUGUCUGUCUGUGUUUGGCGCGUUGGUGUGUCCCAUCUCAUGCCGUGCCGUCUGCUUUGUUCUGCUCUGCAGCAAUCGACCAGUCAGUCCACUGCCCAUGAUCCCGUCUGAAACCACGUGUGCAUCGUGGCCACAGACGAGGUCGAGAGAGAGGGACUGAUCGGUCAGUGCAGAGUCUGCAGAACCUUCCUGACACUCAUGUGUGCGACAGAGGUGGGUGGGGUGGGGGACAGGUAAGUGCGGUACACAACAGACCAGUGAGUGAGCAGUCAUUGAAACGAGGAGACAGAAAGAAAGCGGGAGGAAGGAAUAAGAGGGAAAAACCCCGUGUGUGUGUGUGUGGAUGGAUUGGAUGAGGGUGCGGUGCACAUGUUGGGGUGGGGUGGGGUGGGGGAGAUAAGAUGGAUGACGAGAAAAUGUCGGUCGGUCGGUCUGUGGCGCGUCAAAAAAGAAAAACACACACACACACACACAUCAUUCACUCGACCACACACACACACACACACAGAGAGAGAGAGAGAGAGAGAGAGGUGGCGGCGUGGAUGGAUGGAUGGAUGGGGUGUGCAUCCACCAGACAGCACCAGACCACACCCAUAAAAGAGAUUCAGUCAGCAGCAGUGACAGCAAGUGACGGAGUGAGUCGGCGGCCCGCCUGCCCUUUGGAAGAAGAAGAAAAAUGGUGCAUCCUCACACACACACGCACACACACAUUCGAUAUGUCGUCCUCUGUGUGUCGUGUGUCAGUCAUCACGCAGCAAACUUUCCCCCCUGUCUGUGUGUGUGUGUGUGUGUGUGUCCCUCCUCUCAUCAGAACAGAGAGAGGCGCCAGCAGCACAUUCUUACACAAGACAGAAAGAUGAGAAAGAUCAAGAAGCACCGACCACGACUGGCUGCCACCUCCCUCCCUGGCAGACAGGCCAGGUGCGCAAAAACACCACACACACACAGACCCACACACAACACAGACCACGUCCGUCACGGCGUCACCCCGUCCACCACGUCAUUCAGAGCCUCCACGCCAUUGCCAUUGCCAUUGCUGUAGUCGGCCUUGUCAGCCUCAUUGGGGGAGGGCGUUGGGGUGGGGGUGAGGUUGACGGCGAAGACCUCCAUGGCGAAGUGGGGCGGCGCGUGGCGAUCGCUCUUAUCCUUCACACACAACACACACACGCGCACGUGUGUGUGACGUGUGUGACGUUGACCUUGGGCGACUGACUGACCUUGCUCAGCUUGUCCAGCUGGUGCUUCUCGAUGCGCGCACACAGGUCGUAGGCCGGCAUGGCGUCGGGCUGCAGCAGCGGCACUCUCGAGGGGCUCCUGCUGCCCAUGCCCCUGAGGCUGUGCUUGGUGACGGGGCUCGCCACAUCAGACCAGCUGCCGCCGUCACCACCUCCCCCACUGCCACCACAGUCAUUUUCAUAGGCCUCCGCCUCGUUGUCCGCCACCGCCCCCGCCCCCGCUGUGUCGCCGCCAUUCUCGCUGUCAUUCUCAGUGCGGUCGAUGCCGUCAUGGCCAGCAUGGGGACCACCACCACCUCUGCUUUUGUUCUUGUUCUUGGAGGUGAAAUCGCACAUUUCCACCUCAAUGGGGUUGCCACUGGUGCUGUUGGUGGGAUGGUUGGCAUGUGCAGGGGAGGGCGCGGGGGCCUGUGUGUCGGUGGGGCUGCCCGCCGCUGGCAGAGACAAUGAUUGGUGGCUCACACGACGCCUGACACAGACAGACAGACACACAGACAUGGGGCAAGGCUGUGUGUCGAGUCGAGGGGGCGGAGGGGAGCGCUCGACUCGACUGACAUGAAGUGUGUGCAGAUCCACGCGGCGAGCUUGAAGUGGGUCGACCGGGUGUCCUUGACUCGGAUCACAAAGUCGUUGUCCACACACACAGCGCUCUCGAAGAUCUGAUUGAUGACCACCACCACCACACAACAUCACACCAAUCCCCCAUGUGUUCAAGCUUCCUGACAUGACAGACACCAUCGCCAUUGCUUACGAGCUCGACGUAGCAGGCAUUCCACUCGCCGGUUUUGCGGGUCCUCAGCCUCCCCGGCGCGUCGCUGCUCUGCAUCACCACCGAGCCGUCACGCUUCUCAAUCACCAGCCACAGCACCAGCCGAUCAAUGAGCGACCGAUACGACAAAGACCAAGGCCCUAACCUGACCACACACACACACACACACUCCCUGUGUGUCUGCUGGCAGGGGGAGGGGUGAUGGUGGUGGCUACCUGAUGCGUGUCAGCUUGAUGAGAGGGCUGUGUGUGUCGGUGAGGGGGUUGCCCAGGAUGGGCAUCGGCAGCGUCGGGGCGGGGGUGAUCAGCGCGGCGAAAUGAUGCACAAACCGACGCUGCGACGGGAUCGUCACCCCCUGCAGGAGGAUGAAGACAAUACACAACACACACACACACAUACACACACACCAGAUACGAUACACCCAUCUCCGUCUCUGUCUCGCUGCUUUCUCUUUCUCCUGACCCACCCGUCCAUCGAUGGUGCGUGCCUUGGCGUAGAGCCGAAGGGCCGCAUCGGGGUUGGCGCACGCCUGAUUGGGUGAUUGGUUGGUUGACGGAAGAACCCAACACACACCACACAGCACACAGAACACACAGCACACACAGCACACACAGCACACACCACACAGCACACAAGAGCACAGAGCAACACGACCAUUUUCAUUGUUUCCGCACCCUCACACGCCCGCCAACCCACCCUUGUGUAAAGCAGCAGAGCAGAGACCAUGACGCCCGUGCGGCCCUUCCCGGCCUGACAGAGGCAGGGAGGGAGGGAGGGUGUGUGUGUGUGUGGGGGGGGGGGAAUGGUUUGGUUGCUCACUUUGCAGUGCACGGCGAGGACGUUUUCUUUGCUCUCCUUCAGCCACUCGACGGAAUCCUCACAGAAGGACAGCAUCAUCCUACACACACACAUCAGGCACACACACACACACACACACAUCAGGCAGGCAGACAGACAUGCACACACACUCUCUCUCUCUUUCUCUCUCUGUCUCUGUGUGUUGUGUGUUACUUGAUGGGUGGGGGGGUGUGGUCCUUGAAGGGGUAGCACACCAGCCGCCCGUCGAACGUCUUGCAAGGGUACUGACGCUCAGACUCGCUGCACAAGUUAACCACCUACACACACACACACACGCACACACACGCACACAGAGGCUCGCCUUCCGCCAUUCAUCAAAACGUCCCCUCCCUUCUCCUCCUCUGAGGUACCUCAGCUUACCCGGUAGCUGUCGCCGUGCUGGUGGUCGAGGUACUUCCGCACCUGCCGUCGGGGAUUGCGGAAGAGCGCCUCAAUCCCUAUAGCCGGGAAACCCAUCGCUAUCACACGACUCGUUAUGUAACUGACGAACACACACACACAACUGGAUGGAUGGAUGGAUGGAUGGAUGGAGGCGCACACACGAACCUACCUCAGGUCGAGGUCGUAGUCCGUCCACACCAGCCGCCUUUUGCGCUUGGACACAAGCACCCGGAGCGAGCGGCUCACUUUGAAAGGCACCGCGAAGGCAGAACGCACCACGGGCUCACCACUUCUGCAAACACACACACACACACACACACAGACAGACAGAGAGAGAGAGAGAGAGAGGGAGAGAGAGAUGCACUUGGCCUUCGUUGCGGUGCGCGUGAAGGCCUGCCGUACUGUUUGGUCCGCUUGACGCAGUUGUCAGGCUGCUCCGUGUGACGGCCUCCAGGCGAUGGCAGAGAAGCCAUCCUGACCCGGAACCUCCGCUUCUUGGGGGGCGGCGCUCCCAACCUCCUCCCCGACGCACCACCGGGAUGGUUCUCGCUGUCCGGCUUGCUCACAGGGCCUUCCCUGGCUGACAGUGCCGGGGAGCUGCCCACACACAUCCACAGCCAUCCACACACACACACACACACACAGAUGUCCUCUCCUCAGUGUCAUCCUUUCCCCCCAGCCACCGACCUGUUUGGCUGCGCCUGCUGCUGCAGAUCGAGUGCAUCGCCGCUCAUGGACAUGGGCGUGUAGGUGUAGCUAUGCCGCCGCCGAGCAGACUGCGCCUGCCCCCCUCCCCCUCUCUCUCCUCUGCUGUGCUGCUGCGAGGCCUUCUUGUUUGUGCAGGAGGGGGGCGUUUCGCAGGCUGGCGGGUCCGAGUGGUGGGACGGCAGCGCUUCCAGCUCGAUGACCACCGGCCCACCACCACCACCACCACCACCAGCUGCACUUCUUGCACACGGCGAGGACACAGACAAGUGGUGGUGGAGAUGCUGGUGGUGAUUGGGUGGCUGUGGCUGUCGGGUGCAGGGCGGGCUGCAGGGGGUGGUGGCGAAGGGGGCGGGGUGGUCGUCCUCCAUGUCGAGAAGCAUCGUCUCGGACACUGGGUCGAUGCCGUCCUCAUCGCUCAGAGGCUAAACGUGCCACAAAAAGACACACACACACACAGACAGAUAGACAAACAGACAGCUGUGUUGCGGUGUGUGCUCUGUCAUCGUCUUUGCACAUACGGACCUCCUGCGCUCCUCGCCGGUCAUCGCCCGCAGCGUCAAGAGCAGCCUCACCGCUCCCGUCGACAACAUCAAGAUCAUCCUCGUCGAGCGGCAGGAAGCCAAGCAAAUCGUGCCGCUCGCUCUCCACAGCCAGAAGCACGGCAGGAGGCCUGUGUGAGUGGGAGUGGGAGUGACGACGGCCGCCCCUUGUCGCUGCUGCUGCUGCUGAUCUGCCUGAGUGGUCCGCGUGGCUGCCUCGUUGAGUCGGGCGGCUGCUGCUGCUGCUGGCGGCGUGAGGUGCUGUGGCGGCUCUGCCGCACCACCGUCCGCACAGAAACAUCGCUGUGAGAGUCAAUGACCGAGAUUCGCA